UUUCCACCUCUGUUUUUGUAUUUAUUGUGUCUCUCUUUGCAGAGCACUGUCCAUGAUUUAACAGUACAUCGGGCAAGUCCUGAGGACGUGGUGCGGCGCCAUGAGAUACACAAAUCAAAGAACAAGGCAUUGGCACACAUGGAGCUACAAGAGAGAGCACUGAAGAGAAAAUGGAAGAAGCAGAGGCAGGCGGCUCCUGAUUCCCUGGAGAAAAGGAAGCUGGCACUCAUGCGAGAGAUUCUCUCUGAUCAGUAUCAGCUGCAAGAUGUGUUGGAGAGAUCUGAUCAAGCCAUGGCCAUAGUGAAAGACCUUUUUGGUGAUGCUCCUCGUAGGCAUGCAGGUUUCCCUAAUGUAACAAUGGCUCCUCAUUGUGACCUGGAAUCCUCUCAAGGUCCCAUUGUACACAAAAGUGAUCCUCCCACACAGCUCUCCAUCCUUAGUGAGUCUGUCAUGGAUCCCCAGGCUCUCAAUGAAGUAGAAGGGGAUGGUUUUUCCAACUGUCAGUCAGAGGACAGUGUGAGUGAACAGGAUGUGUCUUUGCACUUCAAGUCCAACAUUAACAUGGACAGGCUACUCCAGUUAUUGAAUGAAGGAAAAACUGCUGGGGCUUCUCAGCUACAGGCUGAGAAGCAACUGAAAACACCUACUCCAUCGCAGAAAGCAAAUGCAGCUAUGACUCCUCCAACUGUCCUGCCGUCAACCGAAGCCCUCAAUACUACCAAAGUAGUCCAGAGAGUCCAUUCAAGGCUACAGAAUGAUGAUGAAGGGCAGACUCCAGAUUCCUCUUUCACUGUGAGACAAGUGCUGAACCCAAACCUAAGGAAGCAAAAGCAAGUUUCAACUAAAGUGAAAAGAAAUCAAACUGCACAGAUGACUUCCAAACAGAGAAGAAAUGAUUCUCUUGCUAAUGGAGUUGCCUUUGAACUUCCCAGUGGCAAUAAAUCUAGCCUAGAUGUCCUUAAUCGUAUGAUACAUGAAGUGGAGCAUGAAAUGGAGGAAUAUGAGCGAUGUACAGGCCGUGAGGUCCAGAAAACGCAGAAUGGUCAAGGCCUCACAGGAUUCACCAUGUCAUUGGUGAACACGCUCUGUCGUCUGAUGCGCUAUCUCAAGGAGAGUGAGAUGCAGCUGCGUCAGGAGGUGGUGACGAGGCAGCAAAUUGAGGGAGUACUGAGUGAACAUAGAGCAUUGAUUGAUGCUCUGACCGCUGAAAUCCUUCUGGUCCGAGAAGAAAAUGCUGCCAUGCAGAAAAGGCUUCAGCAAUACAUGGUGAUAACAGAUGAACAGUUGAUUUCACUCACUCAGGCAUUCAAAAGCCUUCUUGUAACAGAUCCCAGCAGAGGGCAAAGUCCAACAAACUUUGGAGUUCCAGUCAACAGUCAAGAGAAGCCUGCUGUAUACUGCACUGUGCCCCGGACCGAUACUUUCAGAAGGGAAAACACGCUUGUAUUUUCACAAGAGGAGCUGCCUGUGAAGCUUUCCAAGUGGACAAGUGCCCCAGACACUGUAGUGGCAGGCAGCAGUUUGCCAGCUCAUGUCUUCCAGCCAGCUGUGAUGUUAUCUCCACCUAGACAAAGGAGUAUUCAGGAAUUUUCUCCUUCUCAGAAUGCACUGAAGAAGACAGUUCAAACACAUCCUGCAUCCCACAUCUCUCCAUCUAUGGAAGCCUCUGAGAGAGAGUCAAACUGGCAGAAGAGCUCACCUUCCUCUGAGGAAACUCAGAGCACAAAUGAAGAGAAUCGUCUCCUCACCCAGAGGUGGCAAAUUCCUUCUACACACAAAGACUUGGAGAGCUCUUUACUGUCAGAGAGUCAGCAAGGGAGAAGCGCCUUGUGCCCAGUGGACAGAUUGGCCGCUGCUGGCUCUGGGGAGGAGCAGAAGCCCAGUGCACUCAAGGAGCAUGCCCAAAGCAAGGAUCUGUUAGGACCGCUAGCUGAGCUAACACUGCAGAACUCUGUUAUCAAAGCUCAGUUGAAGAAAUUCAGAGAUCGCUCUCAAGAGGCAGGGGAUGGCCUGCACCAAGCAAUCACAAUGCAAAAUAUGAACACUAGUUUAGGAUCACCCAUGCAGGGACAGAUUUUACAAGAAGUACCAAAGAGCUUGGAGGAACGAAUAGCAGAACUGAACCGCCAAAGUGCAGAAGCCCGUGAUAAACUGUUGCAGCUGAUAGAUCAGCAAAAGUUGGCCACUGUCAACCCUAUCUCUCCUCCAGUAUCACCUAUUUUACCUCCCCCCAUAAAUUGGACUGAAAAUGUAAAGAGGACAAUUGAGGUGUCUAUUCCAGUGGCAGAAACUAUGGACAGCUCCAAAGGAGAUACUCCUUCUCCUGCCAGUGGGGCCAGCGUAAGAAGAUCUACAGGUGCCUCUAGCAAGACCUGUUCUCCAUUAAGUACCUCUUCAGGAAGUAUGAAAUUGACACCUGCCAAUCAGAGGACAAAGGUGGAGAGGCAAAGAGAAGAAGGCUGGUUUGCACUAUCAAUGCAUAUCACGUAACUGAAACUGAAUCGCAUAGACUCUAUUUUAUAUUUCGUGUGUGAGCUUCCUGUAGAUUUCUGCAGUUCCUCUCCCCAAACAUAAAUUUUAACUCUCAAAGUACCUACUUGUUUAUCUUCCACACACAGAGGUCUCUCCGCCUAUGCUUGUGCUCACCUUCAGACUAAUGCAAUUGCAGCCUUGAGAGUGGGACUCAGAAGUGGGAAUGGAAUGUGGCAUUCCCGUUCCUGUAUGAAGAAAAGGGGCUAAAUUGAGGUUGAUUUAGCCCAUUUCUGUGCCUCAGCAUCCAUCUACAUUAGGCAUGCUGAAGAAAGGGGCUUCUGGAGAAGACACUAGCUAUCUUUUUCAUGAGCCAUCUCCAGUACAUGUCAACAAAAGCAAAGGACAUAAAUAGGACCAUCAAUUGAGAAGAGCUGGUGUAUGUAAUGGUAUGUCUACACUUGCACCCUAGUUCGAACUAGGGAUGCAAAUGUAGACAUUUGAAAUAGUGAA
Pelodiscus sinensis (Chinese soft-shelled turtle) is the source of this 2982-nucleotide messenger RNA. NCBI's taxonomy places the organism in Eukaryota, Metazoa, Chordata, Testudines, Trionychidae. The record is from RefSeq and is a predicted model, not a curated record.